Tripterygium wilfordii is the source of this 834-nucleotide messenger RNA. Its product is annotated as protein FAR1-RELATED SEQUENCE 5-like. The record is from RefSeq and is a predicted model, not a curated record. Gene Ontology annotation, biological process: regulation of DNA-templated transcription. Lineage: Eukaryota; Viridiplantae; Streptophyta; Magnoliopsida; Celastrales; Celastraceae. Bases 1 to 834 code for a protein of 277 amino acids. The transcript has 2 exons.
AUGGAUGUGAGCUCUUCUUCGUCUAAUGAUUUAUCUUUUAUUCCUCAAGUAAGGGCCAAAAAAGUCCCCAAAAUUGGGCAAGAAUUUGAAUCAUUGGAAGAAGCCCAAAAGUUUUACAACGUAUAUGCAAGGGAGGCUGAAUUUAGGAUUCGAAUGUCGACUACUAAUAGAAACAAAAGCAAUGAAAUCAUCAGGAAGGAAUUCGUUUGUUAUAAAGAGUGGACUAGAGAAAAAGGGGAAUUAAAAUCCGAUGGUAGUAGAAGACGUGGGACAACUACAGAAGGAUGCAAGGGUAAGAUGGUUGUUGUAAGGUCAACUUCUAAACUGAGUUUCAUUGUAUCAAUGUUUUGUGAGGCCCAUAAUCAUGUCCUUACAACACCUAGAAAGGUGCAUUUGCUUAGGUCUCACCGUACUAUGUCAACUGCUAAGAAGGCUUUGACUCAACAACUUUCUGUCGCGAAUGUGCCAAUUCAACAACAAAUUAGUAUUUUGGAGUUAGAAGCAGGAAGUCUAGAAAAUAUUGGGUGUACCGAGAAGGAUUUUUACAAUGCUCGAAGGGAUGAGGUGAAACUGUUUGCUGGACAUGAUGCUCAAAUGCUAUAUGAGUAUUUUGAAGCAGAAGAGGAAAAAAAAUACAGAAUUCUAUUUUUCACAUGUAGAAAGGCAUACCAAACUUUUGGGGAUGUAGUAGUCUUUGAUACUACUUAUAAUACAAAUCGUUAUGGUAUGAUUUUUGCACCCGUUGUUGGUGUUAAUCAUCAUGGCCAAACUACUCUAUUUGCAUGUGCAUUCUUAAGUGAUGAAACAUCAGAGUCAUUUCGAUGGCUUUUGUAG